This is a messenger RNA of Diospyros lotus (date-plum), 516 nucleotides long. RefSeq lists its product as uncharacterized. The transcript has a single exon. Bases 1 to 516 code for a protein of 171 amino acids. Lineage: Eukaryota; Viridiplantae; Streptophyta; Magnoliopsida; Ericales; Ebenaceae. The record is from RefSeq and is a predicted model, not a curated record.
AUGAAAGCCCCGGCUAACAAGCGGAGUAAAGACAAGUAUUGUCAAUUCCAUCGAGAUCAUGGACAUGACACGGAGGAGUGCCAUCAACUUAAAGAAGAGAUCCAGGAGCUCAUCAAUCGAGGUUUCCUGAGGAGGUUUGUAGCUAAGGAUACAGAACCACAAAGGGGUGAACGAAGGGGAUCAAGGAGCCCCCCUCGCAGGCGCGGUAGAUCUCAGGAACGACGCAGAACCAGAACCCCGCCCCGAAGAGAGAAUCGCCUCGGGGAUGGGAGUCCUCCGCAACAGUUGAUUUUUCAUACUUUAGCGGCUAGGGUGGUGCCAGGCAAGGAGUCGGGGGAGAGUUCUGAUCUGCAUCGACGUCCGGGAGUCAAAAGGGCUCGAUCAGGGGAUGUUAUCUCCUUUACCGAUGACGACUUGCCCGGAUAUCCGGUUUCUAAUGAUCCGCUAGUCAUCACCACAAAAUUGGGAAAAUGGGAGCUUUGGCGGAUUCUCGUGGACCCGGGGAGCUCUUCUUAA